GAGGGGGGAGACAAGUGGAAAGAUAAGAUAGCGAAGAGUUGGUGUUUAUUUAAGUGGUGGCAUGUCUCUGGCACAUACAGACAACAGGGUCCGAAAGAGCUGCCUGUAUGGGAGAGGAACAACAACACCUCGGGAGCUUCAACUAAAAUAGAUCCAAUGCAGCUUGGAGCAAGGUGGAUUAGCACAGCUUCCGUUGUCUCACCUGACACUUGUUCCCCGCUGUGUGGAAUUUCUUGGAACUAUGAGUAAACCAGAGACAUUGGCCUCCUGCAUUGCCAAGAUGUACGAGGGGGGUAAAUUGGACAAUGCUGGGGCCCCUUCUGGAGCAAUGAAAAAGCCAACAAACAGCCUGCUGAACAGCCUGGGAGGCAUGGAGGUCAAGCUGAAUCAGCUGGAGGUGAAGGUGGAGCAGAUAGCCUGCAGCCAGACAGAGGUCCUCAGAAGGCUGGACAUGGUGUGCCAGGGCAUGGGGACGCUGGAGAAGGACCUGGCCCAGCUCAGAAAGGACAGGGACAGGGGCUCUCGUGGAGGUGGAGGGGACCCUUCUUUGUUCUCGGAGGUCAAGGUACUGUGUGGGGAGACCGUGGCGCUGCUGAAGAACCUGCAGCAGGAGGGUAAAUGGCAACGGGAAAAGAUUGAGGGAAUAGAGAGCUCGGUUUCGGCCAUGGACAAGCUCUGGGGAUACGUGGGGGAAGUCUUCCGAAGCUCCAAGAUAGUGGAGUUCAUCUUGAAAGGCAUCGUACCCUGGAGGAAACAGGGCCUAAUGUACAUCCAAGCGGAGGAGGAGAAAACUAAAUCAGAAGAUAGCAGCAUAAAGCCUAAAGUCACUCUUUGCGACCAGGGGACUCAGGUCCAGGAGGAGGGCUUACGAAUCGCCACAGGUGACAAGCCGGUGGUAGAACUCCCUGUAAAGGAAACGAAGGCCACAGACCAUGAAGUGGAAGUCCCAAAUCCUCCUGAGCAUGAUCCCUGCAGGUUAUCAGAAGCUCUCACAGAGGGCCCUGCAGUCGACGAGGCCUUAUUCCCAUCUACCAAUAGUAAAGGCUCUCGCAAGCCCAAAGAGGUCACCUUAAAGAGCAGAGAGCCCACCAGAGUCCAGACCUUCGCCUCUGAUGUGGUCGUAGCUCAGGUGGAGGUCACCAUCGAAGUGCUUUCUGAACUGAGGAGGACUCCUGAUGUGACCUUGAUUUCAGUGGGGAGUGAGUUAGACAGUCAGUACGUCAAAGUCAAGGAGACAGAGGUUCCACAAGAUCCAGAACCCACUGCAUCUCAGCCACCUACCUCCACCACUGAGGAGCAACUGCCGGAGCAACUCUCGGGGCAACCCCCGGGGGAAGCCGCUGAAAGUCUCCCUCUUCCUUCCAAGGAGGACACUUUCCCUGAAGAGGACUUUACAAAGGCUGCGGUCAGUCCUCAGGAGCCAGUUAUCAUUAUAACACCACCAACCCCAUACAGCAGUGCGCUAACAAGCCCACUGGAUGUGGUCACCAAACCGGAACCAGAGUCAGUAACGAUGGUCCCUCAGGUCCAGCCUGAGCCUGUGUCGGCCACAGAGCAGCACAAACCUGUUCCACCUCAACCAGAGUCUGAGACAGUGAACGAUUCUGCGGAACCAGUUAUUCCUCAGCCAACUCCCCCUUUAGUUGUUAAAAACCCUACAGCAACUGCACAGGGGGCAGCUCUGGAUGCACAACUAUUGGUCAUAGAUGACUGCCCACCCUUGCCCGCCCCCUUUGAGCACCGCAUUGUGAGUGCCAAGCAAGUCCCGAUGGGCUCUUAUUACGCUGUAAAGCCUAACGAGGUUCUCGGAGGGGGACGUUUUGGGCAGGUCCAUAAGUGUGCAGAACUGUCGUCGGGCCUAAUCCUCGCGGCGAAGUUGAUCAAAGUAAAGGGAAUGAGGGAGAGAGAGGAAGUGAAGAAUGAAAUAGGAGUGAUGAACCAACUUAACCAUGUGAAUCUGAUUCAGCUUUAUGAUGCCUUUGAGUCACGGACAAACCUUACGCUUAUUAUGGAGUAUGUGGACGGUGGCGAGUUGUUUGACCGGAUCGUUGACGAGAACUACCUGCUGACAGAGCUGGAUGCCAUCGUGUUUAUGAGACAGAUCUGUGAGGGGGUACAGUACCUCCAUCAGCAAUAUAUUCUUCAUUUAGACCUCAAGCCAGAGAACAUUCUUUGUGUCAACUCCACAGGGAACCAGAUCAAGAUAAUAGACUUUGGUCUGGCCAGAAAGUACAGACCCAGAGAGAAACUAAAGGUCAAUUUUGGCACCCCAGAAUUUCUGGCUCCUGAGGUGGUCAACUACGACUUUGUCUCAUUCCCAACGGACAUGUGGAGUGUGGGAGUCAUUACUUAUAUGCUUCUGAGUGGACUGUCUCCAUUCCUGGGGGACAACGAUGCAGAGACUAUGAACAACAUCCUUCACGCCAACUGGGAUUUUGAUUCAGAGGCAUUUGAGAAUGUCACAGAGGAAGCUAAGGACUUUGUUACCAGACUGCUGAUUCCAACUAAAUGCAGUCGACUCAGUGCAACUGGCUGCAUGAAGCAUGCCUGGCUGAACAAUCUGGAGGAUAAAGCCAAAUUGCACCAGGUUCGGCUCAAGUCCCAAGUCAAGCUCCAGCGCUACCUGGCCGCUCAUAAACAGUGGAAGAAACACUUCCAAGUGGUUGCUGCAGCCAACAGGCUGAAGAGGUUUCGCCAGCAUCAUCCCAUAAACACUGUAUCGCAGUGAGAAGACUGCUGUCAAAGACUGAGUAGUUGUGCCUCGCGUGUAUUGCUGACGUGCUGCACCUCCAUGGCAGGACGUGAUCUGCAAUAGUGUCUGGCAUUGGUAUGCAAAUUGCAAUGGACAUUUAUUGAAAUGUACUGUAGUAUUCUACUCACUUUUUAUACGGUACAGUGCACAACUUUGUGCAGUCUUCCUGUGGGUGAUGUUAGUGGUUACUAAAUUAUCUGGGGCUCACAGUGCGUUUCAAGCAGGUUGCCUACUACUUACUUAGGUGUAAUUGUUUAUUUAAUGACAAAUCUUACUGACAUAUGUUUGAACUGCUUUACUGAAUGUACAUCAAGUUGACAAAUUAUUCGCAAGGCUUUCUUUUUUUUUGUUGGUUAUUUGAAUAUGGUAAGUGAAUCUUCACAAUCACACAGA
Messenger RNA from Oncorhynchus nerka (sockeye salmon), 3145 nucleotides. RefSeq names its product myosin light chain kinase 3-like. The record is from RefSeq and is a predicted model, not a curated record. Gene Ontology annotation, molecular function: ATP binding; protein serine/threonine kinase activity. The transcript has 13 exons. Lineage: Eukaryota; Metazoa; Chordata; Actinopteri; Salmoniformes; Salmonidae. Bases 242 to 2728 code for a protein of 828 amino acids. Gene Ontology annotation, cellular component: cytoplasm; nucleus. Gene Ontology annotation, biological process: intracellular signal transduction; positive regulation of apoptotic process; protein phosphorylation.